AUGAAGUUGUCUAAGAAGUACAAGCGGCUGCAGCGGAUUGCCGCAAGGUACAAGGCAAUCACGGAGGCCGUGACGAGAUUGGAGCACGUUCAAGAUGAUGACAGCACAGCAACAAUCCAGGAUUAUGCUAACGCGGGCAGACGUGCAUCUGAUGCAACUACGCAUCCAUCGAAACGUACAAACAAUGAGAAAUCGCAGCCAUUAAAAGAUGCCGCUACUACAAGCAGUGCACGGAAAGGAGCCAAACGACAGCGCAAAGCAGAUAUAGCUUCGAAUUCCACUGAUGGGCACCAGCAGGAUAGAUUCGAAGCGUUAGACAUCGACCGGAGUAUUGUAGAAUGGCUGAAAACAAAGAACAUUCUAGUUAUGACGCGGGUGCAGAAAUUGGCCAUACCGAAGUUCAUGAAGAGUGGAACCGACGUUUUGGUGCAGUCACAUACAGGAUCGGGCAAGACUCUGUGCUUCGUCGUGCCAAUUUUGGACAUGUUCAUGAAGCGCGCAAGGCAUUUUCCCGAUAGUGGAUUGAUCGCCGUUUUCGCCGUCAUAAUGCUGCCCACACGAGAACUGGCGACUCAAGUGCAUUCCGUCGUAUCCGACGCAAUCGCACACAUGGAGAGUGGCGUCGAAGAAGGAUCGGAGAUGUGUGGCGUGCCGCUGUCGUGUCUGGUGCUCAUUGGUGGUUCUCCGGUGGAGCAUGACGUCAAAGCCAUCACGAAGCUAAAGACCGUUCGCGGUGCCAGACCGCUUGUCAUAGCGACACCCGGGAGGCUGCACCACCUGAUAGAUAUGCUGCAGCAAGAAAUGCUGUGGACGUUCAAGGAUGUCACCACGCUGGUGCUCGACGAGGCGGACCGGUUGCUGGAGAUGGGAUACCAGGCCGACAUGACGGCAAUUAUGGGAAACAUGCCCAAACAACGCAAGACCGGUUUCUUCUCUGCAACCUUACCGAAAGAGGUGUUGGAAUUUGCAAAAAUGAUUCUGAACAACUACCAUUUCAUCAACGCCGAUGAUGGAGCAUCGCACAAAGGGGUUGCUUCCCACGGAGGUGAGGAACUUCAACCAGAAUCAGAGAUGGGUCACGCCGAAGGUGCGGCAACAUAUGCAACUCCGGUUACGCUUAAGAACUACUACCUCAUACUUGACCCGCGGGAAAAGCUGCACUUCGUAGUACUAUUGCUGGAGCAUCUCAGGAUGACCGGCGUAAGAAAGUGUGCCAUUUUCUUUCUAACGUGCGAUCUGGUGGACUACUUUUCACUCAUGAUUGCAAAGUGCCUGGCCGAUGGUAAUGAUCAGGCGAAAGAAGGCGUGCGGACCAUCCUCUACAAAAUUCAUCGCAAAAUGCCCACCGCCAGACGUCAGCUAAAUUUGGACGCAUUCCGGAAAAUGCCGGACGCUGGUGUCUCGAAAACGAAAUCCGACGGAGGGCCCAAACGUCUGAAUGCCGCUGCAGAUCCUGCUAGCAAUACGCUGCAGGUGUUGCUUUGUACCGACAUAUUCUCUAGGGGGAUAGACAUCCCGCAGAUAGAGUGGGUUAUACAGUACGAUGCACCACAAGACCCUAACUUCUACGUACACCGUAUAGGGAGGGUAUCACGUGCAGGGGCGUCUGGCAACGCUAUCUUGCUGCUGAACAACAGCGAGGAAGCGUACGUGCAGUUCCAAAUAAAUCGCAAAAUACCACUCAUGCCACUACCCAGCAAAGUACUAGAGGGCGCCACAAGCUACUACGACAGGAUCUCAGAAACCGAAUCGGCAUUGCCUCACCAUUUACACAGCGAAUGUACUACGGUGGCCAAUGGCACAUCAUACAUCGACUAUCUGCAAGAAACAGCUCCCGAACAACCGGUUCUUCCCUGGAUCCACACCUGCAAGAUGCUGUCGUACAUACGGGCACAACUUACCACAGACAGAGCGUUGCUGUUAACGGCGACAAAGGCAUUUGUGUCCUACACUCGGGCCUAUUCCGAACACAGGCUUAAGAGUAUAUUCGAACAAAAGAAUGUCGACUAUGGAGCACUUGCCACUUCUUUUGGCGUACUCAAGGUGCCCAGAGUUAAGGAAAUACUCGGCAAAAAGUUGCAAAAUUUCGCCAAUAGCGAUACCGAUGUAAAUUCGGUGGCUUUCAAAAACGAGGGGCAAGAGAGGGAUAGGCUGAAAAAGCUCCAGCAAAAAAAUAACGAAACUAAACCCCACGUGCGGGAAAAGAAGCCAGAGCCCCAACCGAAGGUGCAGAGGACUAGGAGCGAAAAACGUGUAGUUAAACGCGAAAAUGCGUUACGGGAGUGGGAAGAACUCGCACGCGAAGAGGCGCUUGCAAAAAAACUUAAAAAACGAAAAAUAACUCGGGAACAGUACGAAAAACUCCUAAGCAAGCAGGAACAAAGCGAUUCCGAUGAAUCAGAUACGUCCGACGAAAGCGACCAUGAUGCACAGGUUUCAGAAAACGACUCGGACUGGGAAACAGAACUGGACAACUUUGUCAAGGAGUGGAAAGAUAAACCAAAGACAGCAAGCAUAUGA
Molecule: messenger RNA, 2520 nt
Organism: Babesia bigemina
Lineage: Eukaryota; Apicomplexa; Aconoidasida; Piroplasmida; Babesiidae
Product: DEAD/DEAH box domain containing protein, putative
Exons: 4
Coding region: 1-2520 (839 amino acids)
Cellular component (GO): nucleolus
Molecular function (GO): ATP binding; nucleic acid binding
Source: RefSeq, a predicted model, not a curated record